Molecule: messenger RNA, 840 nt
Organism: Camelina sativa (false flax)
Lineage: Eukaryota; Viridiplantae; Streptophyta; Magnoliopsida; Brassicales; Brassicaceae
Source: RefSeq, a predicted model, not a curated record
AUGGUUGAAGCAAUGAAGAAAGUUGCAGCUCUUCAUGUGGAGCUCACAAUUGAAGAGAGGAAUCUUUUAUCUGUUGGUUACAAGAAUGUGAUUGGUGCUAGGAGAGCGUCCUGGAGGAUCCUUUCUUCGAUUGAGCAGAAAGAAGAAUCGAGAGGAAACGAACAGAAUGCAAAAAGGAUUAAGGAUUACAGGACAAAGGUUGAAGAUGAACUCUCCGUGAUCUGUUACGAUAUUUUGGCUGUCAUCGAUAAACAUCUUGUCCCAUCCUCAACCUCGGGAGAAUCCACUGUUUUCUACUACAAGAUGAAAGGAGAUUAUUUCAGAUACUUGGCUGAGUUUAGGUCUGGUACUGAUCGCGAGGAAGCUGCCGAGCUAUCACUCAAGGCGUAUGAAGCUGCUACGACUUCGGCUAGCUCGGAAUUAUCUUCAACACAUCCAAUAAGACUCGGCUUAGCUCUCAACUUUUCUGUCUUCUACUACGAGAUCUUGAAUUCUCCAGAACGAGCAUGUCAUUUGGCGAAGCGGGCGUUUGAUGAGGCAAUUGCUGAGCUGGACAGUCUUAACGAAGAUUCAUACAAGGACAGCACACUUAUCAUGCAGCUUCUCAGAGAUAACCUCACUUUAUGGACCUCUGAUCUAGAGGAAAUAGGUGAACAAUCUAAAGGCCACAACCCACAAGACGUGGUAAAUAUUAUAAAACUAAAUUUAAUCUAAAGGAAAAGCUUUACACUUUUUUUUUUUUUUUGUCAUCUGGUUUUUCCAUUCAUUAAAAGAAAGGAUUACAAUAUGUAACUUUAUAGACUGAUCAAAAGUUACUAAGGAAAAGUGAUUUAACAAAGG